GGGAAUCCAGCUGGAAUACCAGAAUUAACGAAUUAAUAAUUAUCUCAUCAAUCCCCGACGGUGAAUAAAAGACGGCCGCCGCUCAGCGCUUUCGCUACUUCUAAUUCCCUCUUCCCUACCGUCUUCUUCGCCGUCGCAGAGAAGAGAGAGAGAGGGCAGUGCAGAACGUAUUCCCUCAAAAAAGGUCUCAUCUCCCUUUAACUUCUUGAUUGAUUAAUGAACGCAUUUGCUCACUUUUAAUGAACUCUGUAUUUUAAACAACGAAAACAGUUUCAAUUGCUUCUUUGAUUUCUUGUUGAAUUCAAUCAUCAGCCAGAAGAGGAGGGAGUUGAAGAUGCUGUGAGUUUCGCCGGAGGAUAGACGACAAACAAUGGAGGAGGAGACUCACAUUUUGGAGAUUAACUUGAUCUCUGCUCAAGGUCUGAAGGCGCCUCCCGCUAACCUGCGCCGAAUGCAAACUUACGCCGUCGCCUGGGUCCACUCCUCCGCCAAGCUCAGAACCGGACUGGACCGCUUCGGCGGCGAAAACCCUACCUGGAACGACAAGUUCCUCUUCCGGAUCUCGCCCGAUUUCGUCUCCAGUGAAACAUCCGGAGUCUCAUUCGAGAUCUACGCCGCCGCCUGCAUCAAAGACAUUCUCGUCGGCUCUGUCCGAUUCCUCCUCAGCACCUGCCGCGACUCAAUCAAGGAAGCCGCUGGCACUCCGGCGUGCAUUCCCGUCCAGAUACAACGCCCUUCUGGCAGAUUCCACGGCGUUCUCAACAUCGGCGCCGCUCUCUACAAAGCUACCAAGUUGGAUCGCGCAAUGAUGACAGGUGGAGUGUCAGCGAUUUCCUUCCGCGACUUGGUGGCGAGGAAAGAGACCCUGCUCCGCCGCCGCCGCCGGCUCAGCGACUCAGGGUUUAAGAGGAGCCAGAAGUCUUCCAAUGCGUUGUCGCGCGAUUUGUCUUCUUCCUCCAGUUCUUCCAACGGUAAUGACUCGAACCACAAUUUUACAGACAAAAAUGCGGUGGCGGUGGACACCACGGCAAAGAAAGUGCUCGGCGCAGACGGCGGAGGCGGAUUGCUCUGUGGGCUGACGAUGCAGAGGAGGUUCAGUUUCUGUCCGCUGGAUCACAAUAUGCUGAGGGUUGCUGAUUGGGCUGGAUCUCUCGACAAGAAUCCCUAAUGGACGGGUCACAACAUAGCCCAAUAGCCCAAUUAAAUGAAACCAAAUAUUGAUUUGAGUUGACUGUUGUUAGAGUAGCACAUUUGUAUUCUUUUCUUUUGCUUAUCAAUUUUUCAGUGGGCUUGACUUUUUUGAUUGAAUUGUAGAACUUGGGAAGAUAUGAAGUGUAUAACCCUACCUUGGAGAAGAAUCAUUACAGUUUUAAUCCAUGAUUGAAUAUAAAAUCAUUACCUUGGGGGAGUGUUAA
Molecule: messenger RNA, 1415 nt
Organism: Cuscuta europaea
Lineage: Eukaryota; Viridiplantae; Streptophyta; Magnoliopsida; Solanales; Convolvulaceae
Source: the annotation of a GenBank genome assembly